AUGAGAGAAGUGGUUGAAGAAGAAAAGAGACGAGAUGAGGCAGAGAACCGACAGCGAUCAGAAGAAAACCUGAAGCACUUUCAGCAACCAAGCACGUACUUUGGCUAUAUUGCUGGAACUUCCACAAGGGGACUUAUAGCUAUCAUGCUAGGCAGACUAAAACUCACUGUAGACGAAUGUAUCGAGCAGUACGAAAUCAUAGGCGAGACCAUAUUCGCUCAUCCUAGGAGGUUUCAUGUGCAAAACAAAUUGUGGCUCUGCUCUAAAUUCGACUGGCGAAAUGUGGAGGGAGCCUUGACCCAAGUCGUGAACAAAUAUGCACCUAACGGUUUGAAUCAAAAUGACUUGGGCCAAGGCCCAUGGACGAAGUUUCGCGAACAAGUAACGGAUGGGGAGCACCAUUGUAAAACGGUCGCAGUAGCUGUCAAAGAUAAUGGUGAUGCGGUGACCACGUAUUUGUUCCGCUCGUAUGUGCAUCCUGUGAUUUCAGGGCAGUACUACGCCUUAAACCCGGAUAACAUUGGGUGUGAAGCGGAUAUUGUAGACGUCGCUAGAGCCACAUCUGCCGCACCUGGGUAUUUCAAGGUGUUUGAAGUGGGAGACCAUAAGUUUAUGGAUGGGGGUGUACAAGCCGAUAACCCUGCUACAUUUGCAUGGCGUGAAGUCGUCCAGAUGGCAAGAAAUAAUGAUACGAACACCACGGCUGGAAAAGCGAUCGCAUGCUUUCUCAGUAUUGGAACAGGGAAGUCUAAAUACGAGAUAUUUGGACGCAAAGUGCAGUCACGAGCACAUGAGGCUGCAACACCAUAUUUCCGAUUUAAUGUGAAGGAGGGAUUGCAAGAUGUCAAGCUUGACGAACGGACAGAGAAGAACAGAAAAGUAAGGAACGAUAAUACGGAGAAGGAGGAAAAGAUAUCUAUGUCGACGUUGGCGUACUUGCAAUUCGUCACAGAAGCAUACUUAGCUUCUAAGGAAACAAUGGUACCUCGAGCAGCUGAGGUCUCGGUUAUGGAUGAAGUACAGAGGUGUGCUACAAAGCUCGUAGAUUAUCGGCGGGCUCGAGAACGGAUCUCACUCUCAACUACUAAUGGUAAUGCGACAUGA
Messenger RNA from Glarea lozoyensis ATCC 20868, 1104 nucleotides. Its product is annotated as FabD/lysophospholipase-like protein. Lineage: Eukaryota; Fungi; Ascomycota; Leotiomycetes; Helotiales; Helotiaceae. Gene Ontology annotation, biological process: arachidonate metabolic process. The transcript has 5 exons. Bases 1 to 1104 code for a protein of 367 amino acids. Gene Ontology annotation, cellular component: membrane. The record is from RefSeq and is a predicted model, not a curated record.